AACAUUCGGCGGAAACGGAGGAAUAGUUUUCAUUCAGCGGUCCGCUAUUUAAUAACAGUUGUGUAUUUAUAGGAACAUCACAGGAUGGAAAUUAUCAGAGGGAGUUUAGAUGACAUUUCCCGACCUGCAUCGGGUGAGCACACAGGUAGCCGAGUGUCCAGCGUGUCUUUGACUCAUAGUGACAGAGUGUGUCCUACAACUCCCUUUGCCCUUGUUGUUUUGAGCAACGAUGCUGCAGAUAUUCAGAUCCAGAGCAGCUGUGAGGAAACAAUCAGUUCUACAGCCAGUGGUCCUGACCAAGGUCAGAGUCACGUUGGCGUCAUGGAUGAAGAGAGGGAAGGCUUAGAACUUCAAAGAGCCAUUAAUGAAAUGAAACAUCUCGAUGAAAUACUGUCAGAAAGGAUCUUCAAAGAAAAAGAAGCCAAACGUGAAAGAAAAGAGCUUCAAACAAAACUCUGGCAAGAACUCCUGCAGAAUAAGCCCGAUGGUCACUCUGAAAGUGCUCAGGAAGCUUUGAACACAAGAUUGUUUUUAGCUCUGGAGGCACCCAGUGAAGGAACAGAAGAAGAUGAGGACGACUUUGUAGCCGUCUUUGAAACACAGGUUCCUGACUGUGAUCAAGACACACACGGCCAACCUGUGGAGCAAACUGUGCCUUUUCUGACAGACGAGUGGAGUCCAGACAACUCAGAAGAAUCACUUGAGACUGGAGAGGAACAAUUUGAAAACAGCCACUGUGGAGCUUCCAGAGGCAAGAAAAGACAGAAGGACUUUGUCAAGAGAAACAUUGAGUUAGCAAGUGGCGAUGGCGGGCAAAUGCUUUUAACCCAGGCAGAGAAACAACGCCUGGCUGAGCUCCUGCGACAAAUCGAUGAAGAGGAAGAGGACAGUGCCAGAGACGGUGACGGCGAGGAGGACAUGUGGGCUGUGUCAGUCUUGACAAGACAAGGUUACACCCCAGAGCCUUCUGACCUAGAACAGCUGAUUGACAUCGACUCCAAAAUGCGCCUCCUCCUCCCCGAUGAAGAAUUUCACUCGGUGCAAAGUUCCUACACAAACAUAAGCACGAUCCAGGGCCAUGGCUCAGAGGUUGGCUGGAAGUGUGAUGGAGACCCGCAGCCAGGAGAGAAGGUCCUGCAGGAGAGAAAGGAGAGAAGAAGGCAGGAGAGGCGGCUCCAAGACAUCCAACAGCAGCUGGAGAUCCUGGGUCAGAGCCCGGAGAUGACUAAUGAGUCUUCAGACCUGACGGAGGAGCAGUUACUCGAGCUACUGGAUGAGUGUGAGCUGACUGAGAGUUGGACCCUUCAAAACGAAGACACAAUAACUGCAGCCAUAUGAAGCCUUGCUUUGAAAAAUAACGCAUCGCUAUUAUCAGACAUCUUCUGUUCUGUUUUGAGAGAAAAUGGGAUCUAAAACAUACUGCACCACAUCACUGAGUUCUUUAUACAUAAUGAGCCUAUCGUGUGCUCAGGAACAUUAAAGUGUCAGCACUAAAAAAUUUGUAGUUGCAAUUUUUGGUUAAGAUCACAAAUGUUAUUUUCGUCCAACUUGCUCUCUGUGUUUUCAAUACACAGAUGGAUUGAUUCGCGUGUUGACUUCUCAAUACGAGGACGAGGGGGGGCAGGACUGUUCACUGGAUUAAAUUGAACGUCUUAGAUGAGAACAGAACAUUGCCGUCAUUAAAUCUAACAACCGGGUAUUAUGGCCACAGAAUGUUCUAAGACACAGAUAAAAAUUAGCCAACAACUUUGUGUCUGUGGAGUGAGGCCUGCGCACAAACAUGUAUUCAAAAUAAUCCUUCUUCGAUGAAAUAUGGCCUUGUGUGUUAGUACCAUGUGGUCCCACAUGCAGUGUGGUUGUAAAUGAAGGCAGAAGGAUGGUGUAUGGGUCACAGAAGGAAAUCUUCAGACUCCAUUCACUUUCAAACAUUCCUGCCAUUCCUGUCUCUAUAGGUGAUCUGCUUCACAGUGGACCAGAUUAGAAGGAUCUUCUGAAACUGGAGCCUGUGUGACCUUGUCUGAGCUUUAAGAACUUCCCUGCCAAAAGAUUGCUAUUUUCCAGAAUGAGUUUGUCUUGGAGAUUUGUGGAAGCUGUUGACACAGUCCCCAUUUGCUCGUACUUGCCCAGCGUGAGUUACUGGUGUGCACUUGGUAGACCUCGGCCUUAAAGUCCUGCCUACACUCUCUCUCCUGGCGCUGGACACCUAUGGGCCCAUUCACCUCACUCCUUAAGUCAGCUACACAUUCUGACCUUGUCUACUCAACAGGAAUUAUCUGACAUUCCUCUAGGUGGUAAAACGAUUCAACCAGGUGAGCUCUCCAAGGUCGAACACAGAGGAGAGGCCUGCUAUCACAUCAUCUGUCCAGGAAUCUAAGCUGGCGCCUCAGCACGGGUCUUAAAGAGCACAUUCAAUCAAGCGUCAGACCGAUUGCACGGCAUGUAUUGUAUGUUGUCAAAAAUUGACCAUAAUAUGUCAUUAUCAGGCUGAACAAACACUGGACGUGGACUCAAAAGCACUCAGUUUAAACAGAAAAAACCCUUUUACUGGUCUUGAACAAAAACAGGCAACAGCACAAGGCUACAAAAGAGGUCAAAAGGCUUCUAGUAACUGAUCCUAAAUAAAGGCAAGGACGCUUACUGGUCGACAGACAAGAGGAACUGGCAACAGACACAGGAAACAUGCAGGCUAAAUACACAGGUGCAGGUAUAACGAUGAACAGGUGAAACACAUGAGGGCGGGGCCAGGUAAUCACAGAGGAGGGAAACUCUACAGGAAGCAGACACUGAAAGGAGACGCAAUGGUAAUUGUUUCAAAAUAAAACGGGAAACAGUGUUUGUUUUUGGUAAAAUGGUAUACAAGGUUACGUAGAUACCCAGGUGGCGCUCAAGCAUAUGUUUUACAUGUGGCCACUAGCAUCAAUUCUUGAUUAGAAUAGUGUGUAAUAAUGAAUUACAUUUGAUUUUUUAAACACCUGCAUGAGUAUACGGUCAUUAAAGUGGAUACACGUGUAAGUAAAUUCAAGCUGUAUCCACUGGUACAUUCAUUCAUUCAUUCCUUGUCUAUGGUUUUACCCUGGAGUCUGUAGGGAGGAGGGAGCAGAGA
Solea senegalensis (Senegalese sole) is the source of this 3103-nucleotide messenger RNA. It is a transcript of the gene fsip1, whose product is annotated as fibrous sheath interacting protein 1. The transcript has 10 exons. Lineage: Eukaryota; Metazoa; Chordata; Actinopteri; Pleuronectiformes; Soleidae. The record is from RefSeq and is a predicted model, not a curated record. Bases 85 to 1338 code for a protein of 417 amino acids.